UACCUUCACGUCCCGUGGUGAUGCUCACGUCAUAAUGAUGAGGCUGACGUCAUCAUGAAGCCUUGCCUUGUCGCCACGUGACCUCUGACGUCAUCACCGCCAACCGUAGCUGUUCCCCCAUCAUGUCACCUUAGCCUCAAGCCACUGACCUCCUCAACAUCAGACCAGGCAGACCCGUGACCUUCAAGGGGAACAACUCUCCCUUCUCCCAACUCUUUCUUCAACUCACGCUAGAACGUUGUUGUCUUUCCUAGCUUCUUUUGACCAUGUGUUGAUAAUUCGUGGUACACAGAGAGUUAAAUCGACCGUUCAAGUUUCUUCAACGACCGCCGGAACGUCGGUUGUGUCUUUCAUCACUUCUUUUUACAUUGACCAUGUGUUGAUAAUUCGUGGUACAUACAGAGUUAAAUCGACCGAUCAAGGCCUAGUGAUAUGACGUCACGCUCCAACAGAGACAUCAACAGUUAAAGCCGCCUAAACAACCCCCUCCCUUUCUGUCUGUCUGUCUCCCCCUGGUGGUGAUAAUAUGGCGUUACAAACGUUACAAGCGUCACAAGAGUCACAUUCGUUACACUUGAACAGAGACAGCAACAACAAAUCCGCGCCUCGUCGGAUCAUCAGAACUUUCAACAACAUGGCUGCCCUCCGAGGAGGAGGUGCCGCCAUUUCCCGCCUUUUCCUUCUCCUCCUUGUCUGGAUGGCGGGCUUCCUGCCCUCGGCGUCUGCACAAAGCUCUGACCUUGACAUUCCUGACUUGACGGCGUACGCGGGGAAAGUGUUCAGUGUGUCGCUGAUGUCACAUCCGGUGUUCGGGGAUUUACACGUCCAUGUGGAGAUUGAGACGGCCACGGACUCCGGCACCAGCGACCUCCCCCCAUGGCUGACCUACAACCGGACAUCUCGGACACUGUCCGGCGUGCCUCUCUCACAAGACCUGGGCCACACGCUGCUCGUCCUGCGCGCCAGCUGCCCCCCGCCACCACAACACCACACCGGAUAUCACGACGGCGACGACCUAUCUGGAGCUGAGGAUGAAUGCCAGGCUUCUUCAGACGUCUUUGAGCUGUCGGUGCUGCCAUGGACGUGGGAUAUGAUGACGUCUGCUGGUGCUACUAGUGCUGGUGCUGCUGUGGCUGAUCAGAGUCUGACCUGGCGGUCCGAGUCACGUGAUCAAGACAAAUUAAGCUCGUCGGCAAUGUCGUCGUCGUCUUCUUCUCCUUCCUCCUCCUCCUCUUCCUCUUCCGCCUCCAACUACGACUGUGACGGGGAUCGGGUUGUCUCCAGUUUGAUUCUCUGCACCACAAUGAGCGGUCUCCAGCCGCGGAAAAGACUGCAGAUCUUAGAGUCCCUCGCGGAGUUCUUAUCCAUUCCCAUCUCGACCUUGACCUUUGCGUCGUCUCAAGGUGAAGGUCUGAAGGCCGUUCAGCACGGGUUCCAGUUGGUGUCUGCUGGGCCGGGCUCCGACGACCGAGUGUGCACGCUGAAGGAGAAUGUGGAGCUUUUGUGGCACUUGCCUUGUCCCACAGUGAGGCACCUUGCAGACUUUGUCAAAGUCCUACAGCAUAACGUGGACGGCGGGCGUCUACAGGAAGAGCUGGGGGUCCGGCUGAUGGGUUGGUACGUCGCCUCCUCCAAUUCGCUCAUCAACCGACAGCAUCGGAGGAAGAGGAGGUCGGGGGGUGGUGGUGCAGGCGGUUACAGAACGGUGAUCCCCACACCGACUUUGCAGCCGUCUCCCUCUACUAGAGAUGAGGAGGGGCUUACUCGGAGCUCCGCGAUUGUAGCUUCUGAGACAAUUGUGGCUACUCCUUCAGUUGUCGUGCCAUCAUCAUCAUCAUCAUCAUCAUCAUCAUCAUCAUCAUCAUCAUCAUCAUCAUCAUCAUCAUCACCAUCAUCAGUGUCAGCAACAACUACAAUAUCGACAACAUUGCCUUCAUCUAGACCAGUGCUAAAUCCAUCGUCUCUAGAAGGUUCUUCUUACUUUCCAUCUUCCUCUUCGUCUGGUUCACCAACGUCCCGUAUGAUCAAGUCUUCUUCCUCAUUGUCCUCUGUUUUCUCUUCCUCAUCCUCCUCUUCCUUUUCCUCCUCUUCCUCCUCUCCACGUCUGUCUGCCUCACUCUCAUUAUCCACACUACCUUCAGGCUCAGACAUGGCUGGCUCCAUUAUCGGUUCCUCACACUUCCGAGUAUCUGCCGAUUCGUCUGCAUCAUCAUCUUCAUCUUCGUUGUCUUCAUCAUCAUCAUCACCACCAUUAUCGUCAUCAACAUCGUCGUUAGUAUCGUCACUGUCGUUUUCCUCCUCAUCGGUUACAGUAUCAUCUUCAUCAUCACCAUCAUCGUCAUCAUCAUCUUCCUUUGAACUGUCAAGACAGCCUGUACACCCCACGUCUACCGUCAUGGCGACCCCACAUACGUCAUCACAUGGGACCACGUCACAGCACACGGGGGUAUACAUGACGUCAUCCAGCGCGCCGCCAGACCUCCAGCCCUCCAUGUCCACGAGCCAGGGACCAGAGCUGAUCCUGCCAGAUUUGACCCGCACACCGUCCUUAACCAACGCCAUUACGACGGCUUUUCUGAAGACAGAUUAUUCAUCCCCGAUGUCAUCAUCGCCAUCUUCACCAUCAUCAUCGUCAUCAUCACCAGAUCUAGGCACGUCACAGUUAUCGUCUUCAAUGAUGGCGUUAUCUUCGUCCCAAAGCGUGUCUUCUGAGAGAGGCUCAAACAGUAGUAGCAUCGUUUAUGAGGGUACCACCGCCUCAGUAACAGACGCACACUCUCUACACAACUCUAGUCUCUUGCUAGAAAGUUCUGCCACGUCACAGACUAACAGCAGCAGCCACGUCGUCUAUUCGUCAACAGGAGAAAGAUUUUUGCAGGCGUCGCAGCUUCUAUCCGCAAGCUCGAAUGUAGUAGCCACGUUGACAAAUAACUCGUCGUCUAUCGGUGUAGAUCUCGAAGCUUCUAUAGCAGCCUCGUACGUACUCGGUUCCCCACACAACCACACGCUGACUGCCUGGUCCAGUUCUCUAUCUGGUAAGGAUGAGCCAAUGUCUGCGGGUUCGAACCUACCAAGUCAUUUAGUGGACCUUACUGUAGACGCCACAGUGUUACCGGUUGGAGAGCCCGCCUCGCUAGCUAUAGGAAGUCAUCCGGACAGUUUUUCGCCGACUCCAACCGUUGCCACGUCGUAUUUUACACGGGCAAGUUCAAGUGUUGGAAUAGCCGAUAUCUCUCCUUGGUCUUCCUCGUUUUCUUGCCCGGCUGGCGAUAAAUGUGGAGGUGUCGCAACAACCAUUUCAACUAGCACAGAGGGGCUAGAUGGGUCUGUACUGUCCGGGGAAAGUCUCUCCAGAAGCUUGAUGACCCCUACACUUGUCCAUCCUUGGGCAUCAUCAGACGAACUUUUACCUUACUCUCCUACUUCAUUAAGUGGAAUAGACUUUAGUAUCGUAUCACCGCAAGCCGAGUCUGCCGCGAUAGUUGGAUCGGAUCAGUCCCUUUCAAAGGACAUAUUCACAGAAUUGUUUUCAAACACUUUAACACCGGAGUUGGCUUCAGAAUUAGUUGAAUCAGAAGUCUUUGCCACUCAACCGAUAAGUGGGCACCCCAGCAUAACAGCAGGGCCGCUAGACGCAAGCAGUCAGAUAUCUUCCACGUCAACUUCAGCAGCAGUAGCAGCAGUUGCAGCAUCAGCAACAGCAACCACACAAACGACGUCGGCAAGUACAACAACGGCAACAACGCCUACAACAACAUCCGAAACCACCACCACAACAACAACAACAGCCACUACAACACGACGAAGGAGAAGGACGACAACGGCAGAAGUGACCACAAGAGAGACCCGCCCCUCAGUCUGGCCAACCCCCUGGGAGUUCACGGCAGAGGUUCACGAUGACGUUCCUCAUCGACUUCCAACAGUUCAUGGGGAGCCGGCGGAACAUCGUGCGCCUGUUGGACCGUCUGGGCGCUUACUUCAACGACAGUGGUGCCAAGUUCAUCACCGUGCUGUCUGUGGCUCAGGGCUCCUUUGUCCUGUCCUGGACAAACCACACGCUCACCGGAGACGUCUGUCAGAGAGAU
Messenger RNA from Aplysia californica (California sea hare), 4085 nucleotides. Its product is annotated as serine-rich adhesin for platelets. Gene Ontology annotation, molecular function: calcium ion binding; laminin binding. Gene Ontology annotation, biological process: muscle attachment; axon guidance; morphogenesis of an epithelium. The record is from RefSeq and is a predicted model, not a curated record. Gene Ontology annotation, cellular component: dystrophin-associated glycoprotein complex; sarcolemma; dystroglycan complex. Lineage: Eukaryota; Metazoa; Mollusca; Gastropoda; Aplysiida; Aplysiidae.